Symbiodinium necroappetens is the source of this 7236-nucleotide messenger RNA. The record is from the annotation of a GenBank genome assembly. NCBI's taxonomy places the organism in Eukaryota, Dinophyceae, Suessiales, Symbiodiniaceae.
AUGAGAAGCUGGAGCGGACAGGAGCGAGAAGCUCAAGGGGCUUCUUGGGAGUGGUCCUGGAGCAGCUGGUCUGGGAAUGACUGGGGCCAGGACCCUUGGUCGUCUUAUCUUGAUGUCCACCGACCGAACUGGCGCCACUUCGAGGCGCCCCGUGCGGCUCCUCGGGGCUAUUCCAAUUGGUCGGAAAGGUCCGAAAGAUCGGAAGAAAGUGUGAGCAGCAAUGGACCGGAAGAUGACGAAGUUCCAUUUCCUCGUCUGCUCUCCCGACGCGAGAACAGCCCGGAGCCGAAGCCAAAAACGAUGGUUUGGACGAGAGCCCAACGAGGCGGCCUGGCGAGUGGAACGAUUCGGCAGGAGGAACGCCGACCUCUUCAAGUCGAUCCGCCGCAAGACCGCCGUCCUGCGCAAGAUGAUGGUGAUAACACGCGUCUUCGGGAACUUGCAGGUGGGUGCCAAGGGCAAGUCAUGCCGACCGUGACCGCGAUCCCCUCGGAAGGCGGCGAAGGCAAGAAUGAGCGCAAGGCCUCCGAAGGCCAAGGAGGGGGAAGCUACUUGAAGCUUCAUAGCUCGUUCCCUCCCGAGUUUCGUGCCAGGCCGGGAGAAAGUUGGAAAGACUACUGGCGAGCAGUGGAGUUUUGGUUGGCGUCGGAAGGAACGAACCUUCCCCCGGCCGUGAGGAGCUCCCGGUUGAUGCAGCAGCAGAAGGAGCGGGCCGCCAAGAUCGUGGCCCACUUGACGGUGGAGGAUGUGGCGUGCGAAGACGGGGUGAUGAUUAUCAAGCGGGAGAUGGAGAAGUCUCCUAUCAUCCGCCUCCUGGAGCACAAGGAAGUGGACCGUCGCCGGCAGAAGUUCAUGAAGCUGGCGAGGCACCCUGGUGAAUCUUUGGAAAGCUUCAUCAACCGAGCCUCGAUCUACAGGCACGAGAACGACCAAAGCCAGAGCUACAAAGUGGGAUCGAAGUUUUAUCUUGGGCACCUGCUGGAUGCGGCGAAGCUGACGAGGAAAGACGAGGCCUUGAUCAAGACCGCGGCCGGUGGCCUCAAUGACGAGGGCAAAGUGGUGAAUGCAAUGUUGGAGCUGGCAGACCAGCUCGAAGGAGCCCCUGGGGUAAGCAUCGGCCGAGGAGAACCCGACCUUCCCGAUGAUGAUGAGUUCCUGGUGCAGAAGAAUCGACGUGGAGGUGACCGCGAAGAGCGACACGCACCACGGAGCUUUAGACCGUUCAAGCGCCUCGCAAGCAGGGAUAAGAAGUCGGGCAAGUACAAGAAGUGGCGUCAGGUUUUUCAUGCCAUCCUCGAGGACGAUACGGACGACUCUGAGGAAGCUCGGAGUUCCCCCUCAGAGGCUGAUGACGAUGACAAGGGCCACAAUGAUGAAGAGGAUGAGUCAUCGUCGUCGAAGAGCGAGGUGGACCCCGAGGGCAGCACUCCUGCAGAGAUCUUCGCCCAGGAGUAUAAGGCCAAACGACGAGUCAAUGAGUUGAAGCAAAUGAGGCAGUUCUUCCAGAAGGGGAGCAACCAAGACAAGACUCGUGCCUGGGUGAAGGAGCAGCAGAAGAAGGAGCCAUGUUUUUUAUGCAAUAAGCUUGGACAUUGGUCUCAAGAAUGUCCUCUUCGCAAGCGCGGGAACGGCCGUGCUUCGCAUUCGGUCAAUGUGACCGCGGGCCCCUACUCCGAGGACCCGGGACAAUGGAGCCUGCUUGAAGCCAUGGCGGGAUACAUGUCAGGGGAGCCGUCCGCAGGGUCUUCAGCUAUGCAUGGUUGUUUUGCCACGAACCUUGUUGACUCUACGCUCAAAGAUCAUGAAGUUGUUUGGUCCAUGAGAGAGUUGCACAGCAGUUUGAUUCUGGACUUGGGAUGCAUGAAGUCGGUUGCCGGUACUAAGUGGGUGAACCAGCAUAUACAGCGCUUGAAGAGUGAGGGGAGAUGGAUGAAGGCUGUCAAGGCGACGGUGUUGGGAGUGCAGGUGAUCUUGAGGUUGAGUGUCGUCAAAAACUACGGCCUGUUUCAGACGUUUGGUGGUCACUACGCGUUGUCCAUCGCUGAGUUCACCGACAGCAUGCCUCCGGUCCAUGACCCUCCAGUUCCUUUGCAGCUUGAAGCAAUAAAGGGCUUGAAUGUCUUAUUGGUCCUGGACAGAGAGAUUCCUUCAGCGAUGGUGUUGACCUCGAAGGACCGCGCUCCACGCCCGGCCGAGGCGAGCCGAGUGUCCCGCCACGCCAUGAACUCGGGGGACACGGACGACGACCAGUUCUCCCAGGCGCUGAGCGGAGGAUGGGACAAGGUGGAGACUCCGACUCCGACCGAAUCGCCUCGCCUGCGACGCCCGAGAUCUGCUAUGAGGAAGCCAAAGUUUCGGGACCGAGUGGCCCGAUCGAAGUCGGGCGACAAGGCGAGGUCGAAAUCGGCAGAGAGCAAUCGAGUUCGCACCAAGGCCGACAGGGGCAUCAACCGCAAAACGAUGAAGCCCAGCGGUGCCAGGAUGUCGUCAUCCCCUGCACCCAAGACUCCGAGCUCCAUCGACGGGAAGGACAAGCGGACCAAGGCGAUGCUCGAGGCGCAGGCGGAAGAGCUCGAAGGCCUCCUCCGGGGCUACAUGCAUCCGAAGUCCAUUGCGACCCCGGGCUCCAAGGCGACAAAAGCAUAUUGGGUGCAGAGAGUGGCGGAUCUACACGAGGAGUGGAUGAACUGCAGCUGCAACCGGGACUACCACAUGGAGGCUGCGGACAAGCAGAGUGGCAGUGGCGAGGAAGACUCCGAGGAGAGCCUGCAGAUCAUGGACGAGGUGGAAGUGGUGGAGGAGAAGCCGAGGAAGAAGAAGGAGUCUCCGAGCCGUGCGACAUCUUCUACGACGCGCUCAGCCAAGCCGGGUCCGACAAGCAAGGGAAAGACGCCGAUGAAGUUACACGCCUUGACGGAUCACGAGGCGCCCUUCCCUUCCCUUCCCUUCCCUUCCCUGUCGAACAAGUUCUCGGACGACCUGGUGAUAAACUUGAUGCUGUCCCUCCAGGGCCAGCUCUUCGCCUUCAAGUGGAAGAUGUUCGUGUGGAUGGUGCGGAUUCGCGAGGCUGUGAGGCGAGAGUUCGGCUCGGCAGCCAAAUGGAAAAGGAAUCCCCGCUGGAUGAUGCUUCUGCUUGGGCGACAGCUGGGAGCGAUGUGGGGGCACCUUGGAGCUGCAACGAUCCGAGACGGGCGCAAACCGUCGCGAGGCUUGGAGCAGAAGCUGAAGUGUGGCGUAUCCCGAGGUGCUCGCAAUGUUGGCCUCCUCACCUUGGUGGCCGCCUGCAACGUGGAGUGGGUGGUCAUGGAGAUCUUCCCUACAAGCGCACCGUUGCAUCGUGUAGAAGGGCCUGGGCAAUGGAAAGGCCUGGGUCCUCUGUGGGACAAACCUGGGCCUCCGAAUGCCAAGCAGUGCGCUCACAUCCUGGAGCAGGUUCGCCGAGCCAAGCCGGACGUCGUGAUGAUUGGACCUCCUGCGGGGCCGUGGUCCCCCUGGUGGCAAGGCUCGGCCAAGGAAACAAUGCAACAGAAGGUGAAGUACUGGCCGAUGUGGAGGUUGAUUUGGGAUGUUUGGCAACACCAGAGCGAGCACCACCGACUCGUUCUUCUACAAAUGCCGGGGAAGAUGAAGCCUCCGGACCCCGAUGAAAUGCGGAGGCUCCAUUUUGAGUACUAUCGAGACGGCAAACAUGGGCACGAUCCGGGAUUAUAUGCACAAGAUGGUGCUCGAGACGGUGCCAACAUCGUCCGGGAGAACAUCAAGAAAUUGAAGGAAAAACUAAGGACGCCGAUGGCAGCGAGAUCAGCAGGCUCCGACGGCUACGAUUGCAUGAGUCAAGAAUGUAGCAGUGAUGUUGCCUGGGAAGCCGUGCCAGUGGAAGUGGAACAGUCUCCUGAAGGGCUUUUGCGACACAGGCUGGGCGAGGCAACUGGUAGUCAGUUCGACUACAUCUAUUUUGAAGGAGCCAGUGGCUCCCUUUCACGUGACCUUCGCAGCACCCUGGCCAAGCUCCACGUGGCGCUGGGCCACGUUUCAGCGGAAAAGCUGAAACGCAUGCUGCACUUGCACGGAGCUAAGGACCAUAUCCUGCGGGCCGUGACAGACAUGAGGUGCCAGGUGUGCCAAUCAGUGACGGCCCCAAGACCGUGUCCGCGUGCAGCCUACGACAAGCCACAGAGAUUCAAUGAAAGAGUGGUGACGGAUGUCUUUUUCAUCUGGGAUGCCAACAAGACCAAGUAUGCCGUGGUGCACGCCGUGGAUGCCUUUUCGUUGUAUCAGGUGGCCACCCUCAUGCCCACGGCGAAGUCGGACUUGGUGGCCCACUUCCUGAAGAACUAUUGGGUGGGCAUCUUCGGCCCCCCGGAGGUGCUAAUGUCGGACGCGGGUACUGAGUAUGCGGCCGACACGGAGGCGCUCAUGAGGGCCUACGAUGUGUUCCACGAAAUGGUUCCCCCUUCGGCCAAAUGGCGCAUGGGACUGGCCGAGAGACAUGGAGCUAUUCUGAAGCUCUUGGUUAUGAAGACGAUGUAUGCGGUGACGGCCAAGGGGUACAGCGAAACGAAGGAGUGUGUGGUUGCGGCCACGGCAGCCAGGAAUCGGCAAGCCCGAGUGUCAGGCUUUUCGCCAACACAGAUUGUGCUUGGGAAAGAUGUUGCCAUUCCCUCUUCCCUGCACUUCAAGUGUGUGCUGAACCAGGACCUGUCUUUCGAUGAGGCCCGCCACCGCAAUGAGCAGAUUCGCCAAGCAGCUGCUCAGGCCUUUAUUUGGAUGGAUGGCCAUGAGACUCUGAGGAAAGCCUUGAAUGCCAAGAGCCGCAGCCCCAAGAUGGAGAUGUUGUAUGAGGGGGCUACGGUGUACUUUUAUGAUCCUCCCGAUUCUCGGAAAGGCCUUCCUCGGCGACUCCGAGAUCAGAUCGCCUGGAUGGGACCGGCGGUAGUGGCGGCAAUCGAGAGGAGAGACGGGUCGAUCCGGAGAGUUUGGGUGCGCUAUCGGAACAAGCUGAAGGGCCUCCCUCUGGAGUUCAUUCGGCUGACAGCUCUCGAGGAGGUGGAGGCAUCCAAAAUAUGCCAAGACGCACUAAGGGAGGUGGAGCGAGAGCUGGAGGGAGGAAGGCCCAACAUUGAAGAGAUCGAGCCCGCGCCUGAGAAUGAUGGUGAGCAGCUUGAGCCGAGGGAGAUGAGCGAUGAUGAAGAACCUGAUUCCGCGGAUGAUCCUCCUCCCGAAGGCCUUUAUGAUCGAGUAUCGGCACUGGGUGAUGUCCCUGCCCAGCUUCAUCGAGAUAAGCGUUUUGAUGCUCCUGGAGGAAGUAUGAGCCGGGUGUUCGAGUUCAAGAAGAUGGUGCUUCUAGAGCCUCAAAUUCCAUUCCUUCUCCUUCGUCAGAAGUUCCAACUCGAGUUCAAGAAGGUGGUGCUUCAGCCUCAAAUUCCGUUCCUUCUCCUUCUCAGGUUGGAGUUUCGAUGGAAGUCUCUUUCUCCUGAGUGGCAACAGGCUUUUGUGGACCCGCUGAAGAAGGCCAUCGAUGUAUAUAUCGACAAUGGAGCACUAGAUUCUGUACCGUUGGGGAAACCAAUUGAUCCCCAGAAGAUUCUUCCGUCGCGGUUUGUCCUGACCAACGAGAGCGACUUGGGUGGCCUGGAGCACGCGACCCUGAAGGCCCGUUGGGUUUUGGCAGGCCACUUGGACAAGGAGGCUGGUCAGUACGCAACGGAGGCACCGACGGCUAGCCUAGUGGCUCACAAUGUCGUGUGUUUCGUGAGUACGCAGAUGGGAUGGCCGAUGAAGUAUGCCGAUAUUUCUGCAGCCUUCCUGCAGGGAGAAAAGCUUCAAGCUGAGCGGGUGGUCUAUAUCAAGCUUCCAAAAGGGUAUCCCGAGGCGAUCAGUGAACACCUGUUGGCUCGCCUGGGAGCGCAAAAGGGCGGAAGCAUCCGCUCUGACCUUGUCAGACUUAUGAAGGGCGGGUUCGGCUUGGCAGAGUCUCCCCGCCUCUGGUAUCUUCGUCUACGCAGAGGUUUGUUGGAGAUAGGGCUGAAGGAGUUGAAGCUCUCCCCGGGCACGUUCGUUCUACAUGUCAAAGGAGCUCUACGUGGAAUUCUUUCGAUUCAUGUAGAUGAUCUUCGAAUGGCCUUCCACCCUGAGUUCCAGUAUGUCCUUGACCGUCUGCGAGAGACUUUUAAGUUCGGGGAGUGGCAAUGUGCCACCCAACAGACGGUGAAGUUUUGUGGAAGGUGGGAACGUCAGUGCCAAGAGACCUUCAAGAUAGUGGUCACCAUGGAUGGCUACACCCAUAAGCUGAAGGAGGCCCCGGUGAGAGAUGGAAAAGAUCGCUCCCCGCUCACCGACGUGGAGAAGAAGUGGGUGGCCUCGGUGGGCGGUCAGUUGAACUGGAUGGCCAGACAAGGGCGAGCGGACCUCGCUUAUGGCAUCAGCCGGGUUCAGCAGAUGGCUGGGGCCCGAGAUCCGGAUACCAUCAAGCUCCUCAACCAGCUGGUGAAGAAAGCAAGGGAGCCCUACGAAAUGGUCUUUCAGAAGCUUCCUGGAGGUAUGGAAGGCUUGGUCUUCCUAGCUGUGAGUGAUGCUUCGCAUGGAAGCAUGCCCAAAGGAAGAUCCCAAGGCGGGAUGAUGGUCCUCGUCGCCAACCAGGAGAUCCUCGAGGGCCCAUCGGAGGUCACAUGCCUGCUUUACCACAGCGCUGUGUUGAAGAGGGUGGUCCGCUCUUCGUUGGCAGCAGAGAUUUCGCAGGCAGCCGAGACCCUGGACCAGUGCGAGUAUGUGCGCGCGAUGAUGGCUGAGGUUUGGGACGCAAACUUCACUUUGCAACAAUGGCGUUGGAGUGCAAGCCGGUGGCCAGAAGUAUUGGUUCUGGACUCCAAGACAGGCUAUGACAUCUUGAAUAGCAUCAAUAAUGGAGAAGACAAGCGGCUUGCAAUUGACAUCGCCAUCCUCAAGGAGGCGCUCUAUGAGCCGGACAGCAAUCGCUGGAUAAGGUGGGUGCCAGGUUUGACGAUGCCUGCCGAUGGCCUCACGAAGGAGUAUGGGAAUCCAGUCCGCGACCAGGUGAUGAAAGGCGGCCCCUGGUCACUCAAGGACUCUCCUGAGGCACAGAAGCUUCGAGAGGAGGCAGGGCAUCGCAAACGGCAAUGCAAAGAACGUUUGCGAGAACGCGAGCAAGCUUUUGAGCUCAAACGCCAAAAUGGCAAUGGAGCUGCUAAUGAUGAUCAGCGUCUCCAACGGGGGUAG